This is a messenger RNA of Odocoileus virginianus texanus, 2286 nucleotides long. Lineage: Eukaryota; Metazoa; Chordata; Mammalia; Artiodactyla; Cervidae. The record is from RefSeq and is a predicted model, not a curated record.
GCCGCCUGCGGAGACCUGUGUGCGGCGGGAAAUGCGGGCUGCGCCUCGCAGGACAGACCACCACCGAAGACUCGGCCGCCAGUCACACCGACGGUCCGGCCGAACCAUGCAGACACGACCCGCUAAUGAGACAAUGGAAAUUCACUAAAACUGUGAUCAUCGCUUCGCGAUGUUUGUGAGUCAAACCGUGAUGCUGUGUGCCUUACACCUACAUGCUGGAUGUCAGAGAUAUCUCAGUGAAACUGGAAGGAAAAAAAAAUAAAGAAAAGGAGAGUCCUCCAUGAAAUAAGUGGAGACAUGGCCUAGGAGAAGACUCCUUCCGUUGUCCACAAAGACGUGGGUUUUGACAUCUGUAGACGUGGAAUUCCAUCCAGUCACACAUGUGGUGUGGAACGCAGUGGAAUUCAAGGGAGAGGUCUGGGCUGGGGUGGAGACGUGGGAACUUUAGGCUGAGCAGAGCCGGGGAGAGGAUGACGUGGUGUGGGGAGAGGAGAGAGAGAGGGAAUAAAAUAAAUGUUCAUUACAAUUUUUAAAUGAAAAAAAGGUUAUUAAUAAUCACCUCCUUCACAUGAAUUUUGGAGGAUGCAGCUCCAUCCAUAACGGAAGGUCUGGGAUGGGGGCCUGAGAUCCUGCGUUUCUACAAAGCCCCCCAGGGGACGCCCGUGCUGCUGGUCUGCGGACCACGCCAAGCAGUGAGGCCCGUAGAGGCAGAUUCUCUACUGCUGAACCACUGGGUUAAGGCCCGUCAUUCUGGAAACGUCUGCUGUGGCCCAUUUGAAGCAUCCCGUGGGAGCAGGUUAGAAAUGCAGGUUCGCAGGCCCACCCAGAUUUAACGGCGUGGAAACUCCAGGGCAUUCAUGCACGGUUCAGCCACGUGUCUCUCAUCCCCACUGUUCCCUUCCCGCCUUCACCUCAGCGAUGUCCGAUUGCCCAGGUCACCACAUUCUCUACGUGGGUGGCGUCUCCAGCCAUGGAGGACCUGGAAACGAGGAUGCAGAGACCUGGUUUCCUGUGAAGUCGACUCUGAGCGUGGGACCGUGGCACGCACGCCUGCUGGGGCUCGGUGGGCCCCAGCCCGUCCCGGAAGGCCUCAGCUCUCCGCACGGGGGUGUUUCACUGUCUGUCUGCAGCAGCUCCAUAUGCAAGGACCUGCCUUGUGUUCAUCCUUCAAAACGUUCCCAGCAUCUGGUGCAAAGUGUCAUAGAGCCUUGGUUUGCGUAUCUCAGAUAUGGGUUCCGUCCCCAUGCGUGUGGUCGUCUCUCAGCCAAGAUGGAUUCCGGUGACGAGGCCUAUGGGUCCACUGAGUCGGUGAUGCCGUCCAACCACCUCAUCCUCUGCUGUCCCCUUCUCUUCCUGCUUUCAGUCUUCCCCAGCAUCAGGACCAGGCAAGUCCCCAAAGACACAAUUUAUUUAACACACAUUGAUACACAGUCCUCAGCCCCGCAGACUGAAGUCUCAAGCCCAUGCUUCCUCUCUGGACCUCCCAGUCGGGCCAGUUUCGGGGUCCCCUAUUCCAGUGUCCACAUUCCCUCUUCAAGCCCCUGGGUGAUGGAAGCAGGCUCAGGUAGUUGCCAUGGAAACCAGUGCUCCCGUGAGCUGCAAAAUGAUUUCUGAAAUUAAGUGUAAAAGCCAGGUCUGAACGACUGCGAGUGAAAGUGCUAUUAUUUGUUGUUAGAAAAAAAAAAAAAGAAGAAGAAUUGAGGCUAGAAAUAAAUGCACAUUCUCAAAGAAUAUAGAAGGACACACAAGAAAACUGUUCACUGGGAAGGGUGGGAAGAGACAGAAGAAACAGUGACCAGCGUGGGAGGUGCGUUUGUUUCUGCUUUAUCGUUUCUCUCCUGCUCUCAUGCAAGCGAUCACCUUUCCUAAAAUUAAAAAUGAACACGAGCGUCUAGAAAGUUGUAGCCACUGAUACAAAGUUCUGAGUCCAGUCUUUCAGCUUGCACCAAAAUUACAUCAGUGAAAGGUAGAUGAUAUGAUUACUAAAUAACAAACAACAAAAACAACAGCAAAGUGCUUCUCUUUGGGAAAAAUAAGCCCAGGACUGACUUUAAUAAACCUAAUAGAAAUACCCAUAUUUCUGUAAGCCAUGUUGGAAGAAACGAUGAACUGUCAAGGGAGGGAGGCUCCCGAGAGAGGUGAUUAUACAUGUAGUUACGGCUGCUUCCGCUGCUGUUUGGCAGAAACCAACCCAAUGUUGUAAAGCACUUUUCCUCCAAUUAAAAAAUAAGUAAGCAAAAGAGUUAAAUUGUCAGUAAAGAAGAAAGUAAGUAUCUCAAGUGAAUA